UCCUGGACAGACGAGAGGGGCAUGGGUUCAUCGCCUCCUAACGCGUCGCCUGUCCCAAUCGCCUUCACCUACACCUACGCGAGGCAGCCUCCCGGGUGCUGUGGCGGCUACUACGACGACCCUGCCAACACCAUUCUGAGCGACGGCGUCAAGCCCAGCAGCAUCACACGGUCCAACUGCGUGGAGUUUGACCUCUCCUCCCAUGCCUACCAGCCGACAAUUGACCUGGGAGAUGAGUACGCGGUAAGCUCGCUUGAGCUUUCGUACGUUGCCGCGCCAGGCUGGGGCAAGUAUGCGCCCUCAAAAGUGGCCGUCUCGUGUCUCUCGGCAUCGGUGCCGCUGCCGCACCAGGCGACCUCGAGCGUAGAAUUCUCAGACCUGUCGAACUCGGGCGGGCACACGGUCAGCGUUGACCUCACGCGGUGCGGGCGCGUGCGCUACAUCACGCUCGAGCAGGUCAAGCCAUCUCGCGGCCAUACCAACGUCGGCGAGCUAGUCGUCCUCGGCUGGAAACACUCGUCACCGCCACCGCCACCUCUUCCGUACCCGCCGCGCCCGCCUCCGUGCGACUCAUACAGCGCCGUGCGGUACGUGUGCUCGUCGAAUGACGGCUCCGGCUAUCACGGCUUCACGGGCAGCUACCGAACUUACCUCGGGCGGCCCGGCUCCUCCGCGGCCUGCCGCGCGCUGUGCGAGGCGCAGAGCGAGGCGGGCUGCUGCGAGUGGCGCUCGACCAACCACUGCAACUGGAAGCGGAAUGCCCGUCUGUUCUACUCGGCGGGACACACGGACACGACGAGCUUCCUGUGCUCUGUUGCGCCGCCGCCGCCAUCGCCACACCCACCGCCGCCGCCGCCAUCGCCGUCAUGGUUCUUCGACACCGGGGUCGCCGCCUCCCUCUCCAUGGAGCCCCCCGCCAUUCUGCUUCUCCUGAUUCCGUUGGCCCUGGGCGCGCUCCUGGCGAUGUUGCUGGGCUGCUGCAUCAUCCGGGAGGCUCGCUCUCUCGAGCAUGUUCUCCUCCGGCUCAUUGCGGGCGCCGCCCUCGCCGUGAUCGUCUACUCGUACGAGGUCGCGCUCUACUUCGGCGCCGCCCUCGAGUACAGAGGCGCCCUCGUCUACUCGUCCUUCGUCGCCGCCCUCUCGAGCAGCGUCGAGCUCGUCGCCGCCCUCUCGCUGGCGCGAUCCGGCCGACGGCACGCGCGCGCACGUCGACCGCGGCCUUGUACCUCAUGGCUGGCGCGGCGUCGGGACUCGCCCUGGCGGCCGUCGUCAUCUACUCCCACUUGCCUGCCGGCUUCCUGUCCGACGUGGUCGAGCCGGGCGCGGCCCUCUGCCUGACGUGUUCGGCGCUAGUGCUCGCCUACUACGCGAGCACGCAGUCCCGCCGCUGCCUCUCUUCGUCGGACGCUCUCAUCGGAGUGCUGGGCCGUCCCGACGCCGUCGAGAUGAUUGUGCCGUGCGGAGUGCCGGUGAUAGUACCUCUCGCCCAGGUCACUCCCGCUCCAACGUCUGCCGCUCAGUCUGGCGCUGCCGCCGGCGAGGCGAGGUGCGACUUGGACCCGUCCUCCUCGAUCCCAAUCUACUCGCCGGAGGUGCUGUCCGCCCCGCUGCGCAUGUCAGACGUGCGCAUGGCACCAGCAAUGGGGUCGCAGCAAGAAGAAUGCUAAAUACUAACGCUAAGUGGGCUGCGGGCGGUUUGGGGCGCGCCGCCGCGCCCCCCCCCCCCUCGACCCCCCCCACGCGCGCGUCCGACUCUCCGACAAGGGUUAAAACAAGGUUAAAAACA
Emiliania huxleyi CCMP1516 is the source of this 1786-nucleotide messenger RNA. RefSeq lists its product as hypothetical. The record is from RefSeq and is a predicted model, not a curated record. Bases 22 to 1338 code for a protein of 438 amino acids. Lineage: Eukaryota; Haptophyta; Isochrysidales; Noelaerhabdaceae. The transcript is spliced from 5 exons.